Plasmodium knowlesi strain H is the source of this 1026-nucleotide messenger RNA. Its product is annotated as protein kinase, putative. The transcript is spliced from 13 exons. The record is from RefSeq and is a predicted model, not a curated record. Bases 1 to 1026 code for a protein of 341 amino acids. Gene Ontology annotation, molecular function: protein serine/threonine kinase activity; ATP binding. Lineage: Eukaryota; Apicomplexa; Aconoidasida; Haemosporida; Plasmodiidae. Gene Ontology annotation, cellular component: cytoplasm. Gene Ontology annotation, biological process: protein phosphorylation; signal transduction.
AUGUACACGCCGAUAAGCAUAUACAAUAAUCUUGUUAAUUUGGCCAAGAAGGUCAAAAUGGAAUGCGUUAGGAAGGAAGAGCCCAAGUAUAAGUUGGUAAAACUGAUCGGCAAGGGCACCUUUGGGAAGGUCUACUACGCUAUUGAUCUAUGCACACAGGAACCCGUCGCGAUUAAACGAUCCCCCAAAUGGAGGAACAAAGUCUCGAGGGAAGUGGACCUCCUGCAGAAGAUGCAGCACAGCGAAAACAUAGUAAAUUUAAAAUCCAUUUUUUACACCACGACGGAGAAGGGUUUUCGUAUACAAAACAUUGUCUUUAAGUAUAUGACGUACAGCCUGGGAAAAUAUAUUCGAUUUAAGAAACAGGAGAGGAAGGAAAACAAGAAAAAUCGUAUUUCAGCGUCUGACUUAAAAAGCAUUAUAUACCAAAUAUGUAAAGGAAUCAAGCACUUACAUGAACACAAUUUAGCUCACAGGGAUUUGAAGCCGGACAAUAUUUUGAUUGAUACAGGCUCAUCCCCAUUUAAAGUGGAAAUAUGUGAUUUGGGAUCUGCAAAAAAAGUUGAAGAAAGCAUCAUCUCGAUUCCGUACAUAUGUUCGAGAUGGUACCGGGCGCCUGAGCUGUUAUGCGGUUCCAUGUAUUACACGACGGACGUAGACCUAUGGUCCCUGGGGUGUAUAAUUUUCGAGCUGAUAAAUCUCUGUCCCCUGUUUCCGGGGAAAUUCAAAAAAGACGACAUAUCCGAAGAAUGCUCACAGAUUAUAAAUUUAAUUGAAGUGUUGGGAUCUCCAGGAAUGAGUUUUUACGAAAGUAUAAAGGGCCAAACCAGUAACAGGAAUAGAAAUCUUAUUAAGGAACUGUGCGGACUGAACAUUCGACCCUUGUCCUGGAGCUCCAUCCUGGGGGACAUCUUGGAGGAAAGUGAAUGGGAGCUAAUCGGCAUCGUAGAUGGUCUUUUGAAAUGGAAUCCAAAUGAAAGAUUAAAAAUUGACGCAGUUUUGAGUAACCCUUAUUUUGCUACAUGA